This is a messenger RNA of Penicillium pulvis, 1869 nucleotides long. RefSeq names its product fungal specific transcription factor domain-containing protein. Gene Ontology annotation, molecular function: zinc ion binding; DNA binding. The transcript is spliced from 4 exons. Bases 1 to 1869 code for a protein of 622 amino acids. The record is from RefSeq and is a predicted model, not a curated record. Lineage: Eukaryota; Fungi; Ascomycota; Eurotiomycetes; Eurotiales; Aspergillaceae. Gene Ontology annotation, biological process: DNA-templated transcription.
AUGGCCGAGGUGGAAUGCGUUACAACAGACAAACGACGCCAUGGCGCACUAGUCAGGCAUCGCAGACGUAAACAUCAUGAUACUCUACCUCCUUCUGAUGCGGCAAAUGUUGAACUGCAAAGACGCACAAUGAUGUCACCAGCACCAGAAGUGUGUACGCCUCAACCACUAGAGUCUCAUUCUACUUCAGCUGCCCGCACCUCAACUGAACAGAGACCACGGCUUUCGUCUCAAUGCUGGGGUCCAGAAGGCUGGAGGACGGGGCGUCUUCCGAUGAUGCCCCGCUUUGUGGGAUCUAGUUUGCUGGAGUUGAUGACCGAGUGGCUUGAUAUGGCCUUCUAUCGGUUGAAAGGCCCCAAGGCUCAUGCAAUAUCUCCAGUAAUUGACCAGGGAUUAACAUCUGUCAUUCUUUUGCAUCCACCAAAGCUUCCACCGGGUGAACUGCUGCAGGUCUGCAUUGAGAGCUACUGGAAUACCGUUCACCCAAUUUUUCCCUUUCUAAAUCGGGCUAUUGUCGACUCACUCUACGAUUCGGAUACCUCCAGCACGCAAAGCUCAUUUUCGAGUCAUGGACAGAAUUCCCCGAGAGAGGCUUUGAAAUACCUCGUUCUUACAGCAGGUUUGCUUGCCACGCCAGCCGACGGAUCCUCUAGAUCACUCGUAUCCUCAUACAUCAGCUACUGCAACUCGCUGCUUGGCCAUAUUAUUUCCCAUCGCGAGAUAAUAUCAGUGCAGACCGUGCUCCUUUUUGCGAUGGUGCUGCGCUGUUGCGACAAGGUUGCCUGGGCAUGGGAUAUACUUACGAUGGGGGUCUCCAUGGCGCAGUCUAUUGGGAUAAACCAAACGAGUUCGCCCCAAAACGGAUCAUCAAAUCAAGAUACCCCGGAGUUCCAGACCUGGUGGUGCAUGUAUGUCUUUGAACGAAUUCUAGCUUUGGAACUUGGUCGCCCAUCCGUUAUAUGGGAUUGUGAGCUAUCUAGAAAACUCGCAUCGCCAGUUCAAGUCGAUCAGGAGUGUGGGUCAGAGCUAAUAUUUCGCAACGCAUUGAUAAGCUUGGCAAACACACUACAUGAAAUGCAAGAGCGCUCCGCUAGAGCCUGGAAACGCGAAGAAUGGAUGCCACAGUCGGUAGAACAGGCAAUCGAGGACAAACUUCGGACUGGAGGAGAGCUGCAAAUCCUGCUUUCUGAAUGGCAAGAUAGCCUACCCCCUGCAUUCAGGCCUGGGUCAACAUCUGCGCUCAGUAAUGGACCACAAUCUGCAUUUCUUUCAUACUACUACAAUCUCGGGGUGAUUUUAGUAACACGAUCUACUAUUCUUGUACCAAAGGAUGAGCUUCAAGCAAUGGUCAACAAGUUUGCUGCUGGAAAGGCAUGGCGCCAACGUCUCCUUUCCGCACCAACAAUGGUCAUCGAAGCCGCACGACAAACGAUCAAAUUAUUUAUUGCCCUGAUUGAUUCAGGAACACCAAACUUUCUCAAGACCAUGACCUCACCCUUGGCAGCAGUUUAUACUUUGGCAGUUCAUAUAUUCCAGGAACGCAGCUCACUGCUAAUUCGGUCUGACUUUGAGCUGAUGAAGGUUGGGAUUCAAAUCACGAAGGAAUACUACGAUAGGCACGAAGCUGCGGGAAAUGUCGAUGAUAUUCUUCUUGAUUUGCAGGAAUACGCAUCUCGCUGUCUGGAGGCGCCAGCACUGAGCCUACCAGAUCUCUUCCAUCUAGACACGAAUGCUCUCAAUUUGAGUGAUAUACCUAUGAGAGACACAGUUUCUACCUUCGAAAUAGGGUCAACUUGGGGCCCGUCCGCUCUAGACUGGGCCGGAUGGGAUUGGAAUGAUUUGAGCCACUUGUUCGCACACAGUGAAUAG